AUGCCUGGGAAACUCCUGAACUGGCCCGCGUGGCGAGAGUACGAGACUGUGCCUCACGAAAUCGCUUUCGAGGAGGAAUUUGUCAAGGUCAAAGCCGCCAUCAUCGCCGAGUAUAGUGAGGAAGCGCUCACCAAGAGCUGGCUCAAGGUCUGCAAAGAGCUCGAGACCGUUACAAACCAGCUAGCCAGCCAAGGCAGUGCCGCCAUCCCUGUGUAUGAGUACAGCGAAAUUGCCACCAAGGGGUUCAGCGAAGAACAAAAGGAACAGAUCAAGGCAAAGGGUUGCUGCAUCGUGCGCAAGACCAUACCUGAGGAUAAGGCCAAAUUGCUGUUCCAGGAUCUCAAACACUUUGCGAUGGAGAACAAAGAGGCCAUCAAUGGCUGGCACGUCGAGUCGCCGGUUAUACUGCGUCUUUUCAACUCACCCACGCAAGUCAAGAUCCGCACCGACCCGCGCCACAUUGCGCUGCAGCGCCAGCUGAACGCGCUCUUUCAUGACGCCUCGGGCGAGACAAGCCCCGAGCCGCUGAGUUACACUGACGCAACGCGAAUCCGGCCCCCUGGGCAGACUUUUCUCGGCCUCGGGCCGCACAUUGAAGCAGGCAGCCUGUGCCGCUGGGCGCAUUCUCAGUACCGCAAGGUAUACGAACGCAUCUUCUCUGGCGAGCCGGAGAAUCACGACUCAUACGACCUCGAUGUGCGAAAAGACGCGGACCAGUACAUGUUUCCUGCGGGCGCACACUCGGCCGUGUUACGCGCGUUCCAGGGGUGGACGGCCUUGACACCGGCGAGCCCUUCAUGCGGCACGUUGAUGCUAUAUCCCGACGUCAAGACGGUGAUUGCGUACGUGGUACUGCGGCCUUUCUUCUCGCCGCCAAAGGAUCAGAGCGACGUGAUGGAUGCGAGCAAGUGGACGUUUGAUGGGAGGUCGCCGUGGUUUCCUGGCACAACGGUGCCGGAUAGUCAGAGGCUAAGUACCUUGUCACAUCCGCACCUGCGGCUGAAAGACUGUCUGAUGCAUAUACCGGCCAUGGGAGCUGGUGAUACUGUGUGGUGGCAUACCGAUAUGUGUCAUGCGGUCGACCCGGAACAUAAUGGUGAGGGCGAUGCCAGCGUGGUCUACAUCGCUGCAUGCCCUACUACCAAGACCAAUAAGGAUUAUGUCAAGAAGCAACUGCAGGCUGCGCUGGUGGGAGGAGGGCCACCUGAUAGAAUCGGACUGGUGCUAAAUGAGUCGGCUUUGAAAGGGUACGAGGGGUUUGAUAAUGUUUCUGAGGAGGGAAAGGUGGUGCUUGGGUUCAACCUGCUGUGA
Colletotrichum destructivum is the source of this 1311-nucleotide messenger RNA. RefSeq names its product Putative isopenicillin N synthase-like superfamily. The coding region runs from base 1 to 1311 and encodes 436 amino acids. The transcript has 2 exons. The record is from RefSeq and is a predicted model, not a curated record. NCBI's taxonomy places the organism in Eukaryota, Fungi, Ascomycota, Sordariomycetes, Glomerellales, Glomerellaceae.